Molecule: messenger RNA, 1467 nt
Organism: Phytophthora nicotianae INRA-310
Lineage: Eukaryota; Oomycota; Peronosporomycetes; Peronosporales; Peronosporaceae
Exons: 5
Coding region: 98-967 (289 amino acids)
Biological process (GO): acyl-CoA metabolic process; fatty acid metabolic process
Cellular component (GO): cytosol
Molecular function (GO): fatty acyl-CoA hydrolase activity; long-chain fatty acyl-CoA binding
Source: RefSeq, a predicted model, not a curated record
ACGCUAUCCAUGAUGAGUCACGUUUAGGGAAGAGAAGUCACGCGAAAGUGUUGAUGCAACACAAAACCCAACGUGCGUCCCUCGGCACACAGUAGCCAUGACGUUGAAAGCGUUGGUCGGUACUGUUAAGGAUCUAUGGCGCAUGCGCUCAAUGCCUGCCCAAGUGCGACCGAAGGACACGCGGUCCGUCAUCACCGACAUCAUCGGCGAGGAAAGCCAGAAGGGAAAGGUACUGAACGCUGGGCCGAUUCUCGCGCUCAUGGACGUGGUAGCAGGAGCCAUUUCGUAUCGCCUGUCGAUGGGGGCAGCAGCGACGAUUUCGUUCGACCGUGUGGACUUGGUUAAACCGGUUUUCCAUGGAGACCACGUUCGGUUGGAAGGAGAAGUUAUCGGGCUUGGGAAAUCUUCCAUGGCCGUGCAAGUGAGAGUCUUCCGUCAUGAUCUAAAGACUGAUACCCUUCAGCACACUCACGACGCGAUCAUCACGAUGGUGGCUAUCAAUCGCUUCGGACGACCAAGGGAGUGUCUACCGGACCUGUUCGACCCGGAUAAUGCUGAUCACUGCUUGAAAAUGAGCGAACUGGCAAAGCAGCGUAAGGAUCUCUCCUCUCUAUGGAGACACGAACAGGAUGCAGUGAAUGCACUGCCGUUCAUCAAGCAAUCAGACUUGGCUACACUGCAGAGCAAAGCUGAACGCGUUGCUGUGAGCGACACGGUGGUCGAAGUCCGCAAUUGUUUCCUGCCUCGCAAUCUCAACCCGCACGACACAGUUUUUGGCGGUGAUCUACUGGUUUGGAUGGAUAAAAUCGCUUUGCAUUGUGCGCAAAAGUUCACCAGAUCCGAGAAAAUGGUGACCAUCGCGAUGAACAGGGUACUGUUCAAGUUGCCGAUCUUGAUGCUCGACAUGGUUCGGAUGCGAGCUCGCGUAGUUCACGUCGAGUACGUUUACAUCGGAAUUUCACGAUAAGCUAUCGGAUACUUUAUCAUGCUAUGCAGUCAUUUCCAUCUAGAAGUUGAAGUGGAGGUGUUUAUCCACUCCAUUAUAAGUGGCGGGGAACGCAAGUCACACAGCGGCUACUUCACGGUGCUGAAUCUCGACGACAACAACAAGUUCAAGCCGAUUGAAAAAGGUCUCAAAAUUGACGAGACCAACCAAGAAGAGAUGCGGAUCCACAUGAAGGCCCAGAAGCGACGUAACUUCGAGGGAGAAGAUACAAACCUGCUCGCGUUGAAGACUCGAAUUCUCUCUGGUGAGUUUGCAGCAGAUCAACACAAACAUCAGUGAUGCGUGCGUGAAUCACGUUUCGCACAACGAGACGAAGAGAAAACGUCCGUCUACAACGCUCUCCUUACCAUGUCUAAUGCUACUUCGUUAUGCUGAAACGCAUUCAUUAAACCAUACUGAUGCUACGUAAGACUGCUGGUUAUUAACCAGUGCAUUGGUUAAACCGGGGACACCUUCUCUGA